ACGACUGCGUUUUUACUCCGCGCUUAGAUUCUGCUGAACAAAGGCUUGACAAGUAACUUUCCUCCUGUUGGGCCAAAUGGGCAAAACGAAGGAAAUGAACGGCCACGCCGGUGGGCAGGAGGAAUUCGCCGUGUCAGCGACCAUCCAAGUUGAAGAGAAAGACAGCGGGCGGCCGACGCGGAACAAGUUAGUGGGCUUCUUACGGAGAAACAAGCUGGUGAUCCUGACGGUGUCCGGAGUGCUGGUAGGCGUGGGUAUCGGGCUGGCCGUGCGGAGGAUGGAGCUGAGCCGGGCGCAUAUGAUCUACUUUGCCUUCCCCGGAGAGAUGCUCUUAAGGAUGCUGAAAAUGAUCAUCCUGCCCCUAGUGGUGUGCAGCUUGGUCUCGGGGGCUGCCAGCCUUGAUACCAGGUCCCUGGGAAAGUUAGGAGGCAUAGCCGUGGCGUACUUUCUAGUGACCACACUGAUAGCGUCUGGCAUUGCCGUCGCCCUCGCCUUCAUCAUCAAGCCAGGAGUGGGCGCAGGGAGGCUGAACACCAACAGCCUGGGGCUGAGCGACACUGUCAACACUGACAAGGAGACUGUCGACUCCUUCCUGGACCUGGCAAGGAACUUAUUUCCCGCAAACCUUGUUGCUGCAGCCUUUAGAUCGUACGUAACGGAGUACAAGACCAUUCCUACAGGAAAUAUCACUGAAGGAAAUGCCACUUUUCUAAAGAUUCCAGUUGGCACGGAAGCUGAGGGCAUGAACAUCUUGGGUCUGGUUCUCUUUGCCAUUAUAUUUGGAAUAGCUCUGCGAAAGCUUGGAUCUGAAGGGGAAGAAUUAAUCCGGUUUUUCAAUUCUUUUAAUGAAGCAACAAUGGUCAUUGUAACGUGGAUUAUGUGGUAUAUUCCUAUUGGAAUCACGUUCCUGGUAGCAAGCAAAAUUGUAGAAAUGGAAGACAUUGUUCUCCUCGUCACCAGUCUUGGAAAAUAUAUACUUGCAUCGAUUCUUGGGCACAUAAUACAUGGUGGAAUAGUCCUGCCUCUUAUCUACUUUGGACUCACCCGAAAAAACCCUUUCAGUUUUCUCUCAGGCCUGAUUACUCCCUUUGCAACUGCUUUUGCCACCUGCUCCAGCUCUGCUACUUUGCCCUCUAUGAUCAAGUGCAUUGAAGAAAACAACGGUGUCGAUAAAAGAAUCAGCAGGUUCAUUUUACCUAUUGGAGCAACUGUAAACAUGGACGGGGCGGCGAUCUUCCAGUGCAUCGCUGCAGUUUUCAUUGCCCAGUUAAAUGAAGUUGAACUAAAUGCAGGACAGAUCUUCACUAUUCUUGUUACUGCAACCGCCUCAAGUGUUGGAGCUGCAGGAGUCCCUGCUGGAGGAAUCAUCACCAUUGCAAUUAUCCUAGAAGCCAUCGGCCUCCCAACAAACGACUUGUCACUCAUGCUCGCAGUCGACUGGAUUGUGGAUCGAACCACCACUGUUGUGAAUGUUGAAGGUGAUGCACUUGGUGCCGGUAUUCUCCAUCAUAUUAACCAGAAAGCAAUGAAGAAGGAACAACUCCAUUUGGAAGAUGUGAGGGUGGAAGCUAUACCCAACAAUAAAGCAGAAGAAGAGACAUCUCCACUAGUCAUGCAUAGGAGCACAGCCAUUGCACCUACCGGGUCGGAGGACUCUGACGCUAAAGAGUCAAGUCUAUGAUGUGAAGGGACCAGCCACAUUAUAAGCUCAUUUUCGUAUUGUUGUCUAGUAUACAAGUCACACUGUUUUGUUCAACUUUAUGUCUCUGAACACCCAGGUAACUAAAACAAACGUCACUACUAACGUCCAUGUAGCCUUAACUGUGAAAGCAGACCAAACUGAGCCACAAUAGGCACAAUAUGGGCCUUUUCUUUGUGUGUUACAUAUGUGCCAGUGUGUCAGAGCAAAUCAGGAUCAAAGGGUUCUGGGCCAUCGUGAGUAACCCUUUGUCAGCAUCUGGUUUGGAAAACAAAAAAUAAGUAAAGGACAUAACUUAUUAGACAUGCUUGGCAUAAUUCUGUAAAAUAAAGGGAACUCAGUGCAUCCCAUAUUAUCUAGCGUAGAACUGUAGGGCACAAGACGUUUUUCCGUUAAUAAUAACAUUCUUAAAUAAAUAUUGGAAUAUUUUGUAACACAGUUAUACAAUGUAUAUUUAAUCAUGUUAUUCACUGUAGCCAUUAAUUUGUUGUCAGUACAAUGUUUUGUCCUUCGAGCUUAUUGUUCAAUGAAAAAUCUGUUAAAGAUUAGUAGGGACCACAUUCUUUACUUUAUCAAGCACCAUUCAUAGCUUAAGCCGUCACCAGGUGCUUCAACUGAGGAAAGGGACACAUUUGAAAGUAAACACUUGUCACAAACAUGUUACACAUAAAGUAGAUGAAAAUAAGUAAAGAAGAGCUGAGCAAUACAUUGGAGCUGAUGAACAGGCUGAGAGAGUACAGCUGUUACAGAAGUAGACAGAAGUGCAAGAGAGAAGAGCAAGGCCUUAAAGUCUUUAGAUCUUGAAGAGUCCACCGGUGUCGCUUCAUUCCAGACGGUAGGAGCCACAAAACUAAAUGAGUAUUCAUCGAGAGCUGAAAAGUGAGUCCUUAGAAGUUUGAUUAUCAAAGUUGCUCUUGCCUUUACUGUAUAAAUCAAAGGAUUAUAAGAAUUUCAUAAAAGUUUUUUGAGUAUAAGCUAUUCAUGUAUAUUAUGUGAAACACAACACAUCCAGAUUUUUGCAAGACAAGAGGUGAAGGUCCAUCAUGGAGCUUCUUUAAACUACACCACUAGUCCUCUUGUCCCAUUUACCUGCAGUACAAAUAUGUAAACAUUUUGUAAGAUUUACUUUCAAACAAUUUUUAUUUCCUCCAACCAUUGUGUUCAUGUUGAAGAAAAGAUUCAGAAAUAAUAGAUGGCAUAAGCCUUAUUUACUCCCUUCCUAAUUUUAAGCACUGCUAUUAUAAUUUGCCUUUAUUUACAUUAACUUAAAAUUACAAAAUUUAACUGCUUCAGGUUUUCCUUCAGAUUCAUACCAUGUAGCCCUGAAACCAGUCUUCAGGAAUUCCCCCAACUUCAUUUAAAAAAUGGAUGGUGAAACAGAUCACAGUAUUUAAGAUGUGGCCCCAUAAGAGCACGUUUACCAUCUUCCUCAAUUUGUACUCCAUAACCCAACACCCUAUUAUCUUUAACAAUGACUUCUGUAUACUAUCUGGUGGUUCUUAGUGAUGUAUCCACUAGACUUUUCCCAACAUAUAACUUCUUCACCUCUCCUACCUUCUGAAUUCCCAGGCACUCCUUAUCAAAAGCCAGGCUGACGACAUUUUCAUUUUAAUUGGUCCCAAUUGUUCAUGAUGCCUGGCAAGGCACAGAUGGAGCUGUAAUAUCCUCUGUAUUUAAAACUUAUCACAAAUAGUCAGAGAUGACACUUGCUUUUGCAAUGUGUCAAAACUCUGAUUUUCAUUUAUUGUUUAUACAAAAUAAUGCUGAUGACAUUACAGACCAGUGUGUGCGUGCACACUGAAAAGGAAGAAAACAGAAGUUGGAUGGUAAGAUCCAAGUUUGACUAGUAAUACUUGCUGACCAUGGUGCCAGGAGUGGGUACUUAAUGUUGGUCAGAUAUGCAAAUAAGAAUUCCACUGUACUCUGAAUAUGUGACAAAAACAUUUAAACUGCUAAACAUGACUCAGAUGACAGUAUCAAUAAUGAAUUUAUCUGCUGUUCUGUUCCUUUACUAAAAAAAAAAUGUUUAAUUUAUUAUCUGAUACUAAGACCACUAUAGUUGUUAUAUUUUAGAUGGAAAAGAACCAGAAGCAGACCCUGGAUGUGCUAGAGGGAUUAAAUGAUUUUAGGGUUAUAUUUCUUGACUAGUUUAAGAGCAUCUGGGCAAUCCUAAGGACAGAGCUGCUUGGGAUUGUGUAGCCUGGUCAGUUGUAGUUGUACUCAACACGUUGUGUGAAAAUGAAUGAGUGAAUGAAUAUAAAAGCAGCAGCCCUGUAUAGUGGAUACACUGUAGCUGUGCUCUUCCAAUAUUUUACUUUAGGGAGAGUGUUUACAAGAAUCAGUUGUUGAUCCAUACAGUUUCUGUUGGGUAUUGUUGUGCUGUGCAUGAAUUGAAAUGAAUGAAUUGGCUUAUAUACAGUAUACACUGUAUGUAUGUAUAUUUAUAUAUAGAGAGAGAGAUGUAUACUAUGAGGUACAGUAGUGGGAGGAUGCAUAUCCACAUGUCAUUUCAUUCUUCUAAAUUAUUGACAUAAGGAGAGAUUGACAAAAGGUGCAUUUCACAUGUAGAUAAAGGAUUUAAUAUUAACUACUGUCAUUGUCCAUUCAUUUACUAGUGCUACUAGUGCAAUCAUAUAGAUAGAUAGAUAGAUAGAUAGAUAGAUAGAUAGAUAGAUAGAUAGAUAGAUAGAUAGAUAGAUAGAUAGAUAGAUAGAUAGAUAGAUAGAUAGAUAGAUAGAUAGAUAGAUAGAUAGAUAGAUAGAUACUUUAUUAAUCCCAAUGGGAAAUUCACAUACUCCAGCAGCAGCAUACUGAUACAAUAAAUAAUAUUAAAUUAAAGAUUGAUAAUAAUGCAGGUGAAACACAGACAAUAACUUUGUAUAAUGUUAAAUGUUAACUUUUACCCCCCGGGGUGGAAUUGAAGAGUCGCAUAGUUUGGGGGAGGAACGAUCUCCUCAAUCUGUCAGUGGAGCAGGACAGUGACAGCAGUCUGUCGCUGAAGCUGCUCUUCUGUCUGGAGAUGAUACUAUUAAGUGGAUGCAGUGGAUUCUCCAUAAUUGACAGGAGCCUGCUGAGCGCCCUUCGCUCUGCCACAGAUGUCAAACUGUCCAGCUCCCUGCCAACAAUAUAGCCUGCCUUCCUCACCAGUUUGUCCAGGCGUGAGGCGUCCUUCUUCUUAAUGCUGCCUCCCCAGCACACCACCGCGUAGAAGAGGGCGCUCGCCACAACUAUGUAAAUAUAAAUUGUCCAUUUGUGUUCUGCAGUUAUGGCCAACAUGCAUCUUUUCAGAUUCUGUUUGAUCUGUAAUUCUGAUGAAAUGUUUGUCAAAUAUUGAUAGUGCAUUAUGCCAUUCAAAAUCGCUCUUGUGACGUUGGGCUGUGUGUUGGUGACUGUUCCAAAACAUAUCACACAAAAGAUGUCUACUGAAGCUGCAUUAGUACAGCAGUGGACACUAGACAUACCUCUCCUACUUUAUUUAUGUUGACGUAUUUAGUAAUUCCAUUUUCCUGUUACACAUAAUAACAUAUUAUGGUGUGGAAAAAAAUAAAAUAUUUUUAGGUCAUUUUUCCAGGGGGAAAACAUUAACGCUAAGGAGGCCACUGUUCCCAUUUUUGGCUUGAGAUGUUAUCACUGUGUGACUAAACCUUACCAUAACAGUUGUCUAAAAUUCAAUUAGUCAAGGCAUACAACACUCCAUUAAAUAUAAUUCAAGCAGAGAUGGCCUGAUAUAAAGAAUACAAGUAAUACAAAUCAAAAUGAAGUCAACACUAGAAAGUCAGGCAAAGGAUUUCAUUUAAAGAAAAGUUAUAUAAAAAAUAAGUUAAAUUUCCAUUGAUGCAUGAAUUAUACAUAAUUGAAUCUGUUUUGUCAAACGUAAACACAUUUUAUACUUUGCCUUCUAAAAUCUUGAAAGCUGAAGUUGGGUAGAAUACUCAGUUUUCUCACUGCUCUAGUAUCCUGAGUUCAGGUCCUGACUAGGACGCAGUCCGUGUCGAUUUUGCACAUUCUACCCAGGCUUCAGUUCUCCUCAUACAUUCCAAAGAUGUACAGCUGGUGUUAACUGACAACUACCCAUUGGCAUGUAUAAGUGAUGGCAUCCUGUGAUGGACUGGCAUCCCAUCCAGGGUUGCUUGCUGACCUAGCACCUGAUGCAGCUGAGAUUAAAUGUGGUUCCUCCCAAUCUUAAAACUGGAUUAAGCAAAAUCAGUAAGUGAGUAGACGGGGAGAAAUCCAGGGACAGUAAAUUAUUAAUUUUUUCAAAGAAUAAAUGUCACCUAGGUACUGGCUUGCAUUUCAGUUUUUUAUUUAAAAGUGUAAAGACUCUACUUCACUUAUUGAUUACUGAGUUCUCUUUUGACUCCCAUCUGUGCUUUCUCUCAUUCUGCUGUCGACAAGGCCUUUGCCUGCUCCCUUUGCUCCUAUUUUGCUUCACUCACUAACUCUCAGCAUUUUUCUGAGUGGCUCACUUCUUGAGUCCUGGUCCUCUUAAAUAAAUGUCACUGGUGGUCUUUAUUUCCACUCAUUCCAGAUUUUUUUACACUCAUAUACUGCCAGGCAGUUGGGCAUGGAAGAAAAGAGCACGGGGUGCUUACUUAAUCCUCGGUGGCAUUACAAUAAUUUCACUCCUGGCUCGCUUUCCAGACUUCAGUUAUAUUUAUCAUUAGUUCAGAAUCAACAUUUAAACAACUUUGGGAAACUAAGUUAUGAUGUGAAACUAAGAAGAAUGUGGUUUUUUUUUUGCUUAUUUUACAAUCAGUGAUGAAGAAUUCUUACUGGACAGGGGGGUAUAGUAACACCAAAUUCUGCUUCAUGAUCUCAGUCCAGAGAAGUGCGAAGACAGAGAAGAUGUGAGAAAAAUGUGUUUAUGAAAAUAUUAAUGUGAAUGAGCCAUUUAAGUGUAAUUUUCAGUCAUUCAUGAAAUUGUAAACAAAUAAUUGUGCUGCUUUCUAAUUCAUAUAGGUGAAUGUUCUGUGUAAAUGUGAAGGAAAUUUAAAAUAUGCCUUCUUUAUUUUGAACGAUUUCUUUUGCCAUUUUCUCUUUUAUGAGGAUAUGAAGACUCUCUUACCUUCUAAGACUGUGUGAUGCUUGUUUGGCUCCAGAUCGCUCCUCUUUGUACCACUCUUCCUAAUUUUUUUUCUUCUGUUUCUGUAAUCAAUAAACACACACUGCUGU
This is a messenger RNA of Erpetoichthys calabaricus (reedfish), 6871 nucleotides long. RefSeq names its product solute carrier family 1 member 4 (gene slc1a4). Gene Ontology annotation, biological process: L-glutamate transmembrane transport; L-serine transport. The coding region runs from base 77 to 1681 and encodes 534 amino acids. Gene Ontology annotation, molecular function: L-serine transmembrane transporter activity; symporter activity; L-aspartate transmembrane transporter activity. Lineage: Eukaryota; Metazoa; Chordata; Cladistia; Polypteriformes; Polypteridae. The record is from RefSeq and is a predicted model, not a curated record. Gene Ontology annotation, cellular component: plasma membrane. The transcript is spliced from 8 exons.